Messenger RNA from Aphanomyces invadans, 616 nucleotides. RefSeq lists its product as hypothetical. Bases 110 to 475 code for a protein of 121 amino acids. Gene Ontology annotation, molecular function: structural constituent of ribosome. The transcript has 2 exons. Lineage: Eukaryota; Oomycota; Saprolegniomycetes; Saprolegniales; Verrucalvaceae. The record is from RefSeq and is a predicted model, not a curated record. Gene Ontology annotation, cellular component: cytosolic large ribosomal subunit; ribosome. Gene Ontology annotation, biological process: cytoplasmic translation.
GGGUCGGGAAGCAAAACGACUGGCUUUGAGUUUGGACGGCGUCGUGGCCAACCGCGACGUGGGUAGCGUCGGCUUUACUCCUUAUCUGACCCUACUGAGCUCAAGCAAAAUGGCCAAAGAAUCGACGAAGAAGACCAAGACCUCGACGGUGGCCGAUGUCGUGUCCCGCGACUACACGAUCAACCUCCACAAGCGUCUGCAUGGAGCUACCUUCAAGAAGAAGGCUGCCAAGGCUGUCCGCGAAAUCAAGAAGUUCGCCCAAAAGGCCAUGGGCACCACUGACGUUCGUAUCGACUCCAAGUUGAACAAGUUCGUCUGGUCCCAAGGUGUGCGCAACAUUCCUUACCGCGUCCGUGUCCGUCUCUCGCGCAAGCGUAACGAAGACGAAGAUGCCAAGGAAAAGUUGUACACCCUCGUCCAACAUGUCCAAGUGUCGACCUACAAGGGGUUGGGCACGGAAAACGUCGAAGAAUAGGUUGAGAGUCGCCUAUGUCGACUUCAUCGUGCAACUCGGUAGAUCUAUCAGGGUGAGGGCCUCUCGAUGGAGUGGAUUCUAUCACAAUGUCUCCAGAUAUUGUAAGAACCAUAAUGUUGGGGUGUGGGUUCUUGAUCACGA